This is a messenger RNA of Dendronephthya gigantea, 1359 nucleotides long. RefSeq names its product tubulin beta chain. Bases 19 to 1359 code for a protein of 446 amino acids. The transcript has 6 exons. Gene Ontology annotation, cellular component: microtubule; cytoplasm. NCBI's taxonomy places the organism in Eukaryota, Metazoa, Cnidaria, Anthozoa, Malacalcyonacea, Nephtheidae. Gene Ontology annotation, molecular function: structural constituent of cytoskeleton; GTP binding; GTPase activity. The record is from RefSeq and is a predicted model, not a curated record. Gene Ontology annotation, biological process: microtubule cytoskeleton organization; mitotic cell cycle.
AAGUUUUUAGCGUUAAAAAUGAGAGAAAUUGUGCACAUACAAGCUGGACAAUGUGGGAACCAAAUAGGCGCGAAGUUCUGGGAAGUUAUAUCAGAUGAGCAUGGUAUUGAUCCCACAGGAACCUACCACGGAGAUUCAGACCUACAAUUGGAAAGAAUCAACGUGUAUUACAACGAAGCGACUGGUGGGGAAAAUAUGUUCCUCGUGCUGUUUGGUGAUUUAGAACCGGGAACAAUGGAUUCUGUUCGCUCAGGGCCGUUUGGUCAAAUCUUUAGACCUGAUAACUUCGUUUUUGGCCAAAGUGGAGCUGGAAAUAACUGGGCUAAGGGACAUUAUACCGAGGGUGCAGAAUUAGUUGACUCAGUUUUGGAUGUGGUGCGCAAGGAGUCGGAAAGCUGUGAUUGUCUGCAAGGUUUUCAAUUGACACAUUCUCUCGGAGGUGGAACAGGAUCUGGAAUGGGCACUUUACUUAUUUCCAAAAUUCGUGAAGAAUAUCCAGACAGAAUCAUGACUACUUUCAGCGUGGUACCAUCCCCCAAAGUGUCUGAUACCGUUGUUGAACCAUACAACGCCACCCUUUCGGUUCAUCAGCUGGUCGAAAACACUGAUGAGACAUUCUGCAUCGACAACGAGGCACUGUAUGAUAUCUGUUUCCGUACUCUGAAGUUAACCACUCCGACCUAUGGUGACUUGAAUCAUUUGGUAUCCGCUACCAUGAGUGGUGUUACCACCUGCUUGCGAUUCCCAGGACAGCUGAACGCGGACUUGCGUAAAUUGGCAGUGAACAUGGUACCGUUUCCGCGACUUCAUUUCUUCAUGCCAGGCUUUGCACCACUCACAAGCCGUGGCUCACAGCAAUACCGUUCGCUUACCGUACCGGAACUCACCCAGCAAAUGUUCGACGCCAAAAACAUGAUGGCAGCUUGCGAUCCUCGUCAUGGUCGAUAUCUCACCGUUGCUGCAAUGUUCCGUGGCCGUAUGUCCAUGAAGGAAGUCGAUGAGCAAAUGCUGAACGUCCAAAACAAGAACAGCUCCUAUUUCGUGGAAUGGAUUCCAAACAACGUGAAGACUGCUGUAUGCGAUAUCCCACCACGAGGUUUGAAGAUGUCGGCUACUUUCAUCGGAAACAGCACAGCCAUCCAAGAGCUGUUCAAGCGUAUAAGCGAGCAAUUUACAGCUAUGUUCCGUCGCAAAGCAUUCUUGCAUUGGUACACGGGAGAAGGCAUGGAUGAAAUGGAAUUCACUGAGGCGGAAUCCAACAUGAAUGACUUGGUUUCGGAAUACCAGCAAUACCAAGACGCCACAGCCGAAGAAGAAGGAGAAUUCGAUGAAGAAGAAGGUGAAGAAGAAGCGGCCUGA